Messenger RNA from Hemicordylus capensis (graceful crag lizard), 752 nucleotides. RefSeq names its product aminoacyl tRNA synthase complex-interacting multifunctional protein 2-like. The transcript has a single exon. The record is from RefSeq and is a predicted model, not a curated record. NCBI's taxonomy places the organism in Eukaryota, Metazoa, Chordata, Lepidosauria, Squamata, Cordylidae. The coding region runs from base 1 to 657 and encodes 218 amino acids. Gene Ontology annotation, cellular component: aminoacyl-tRNA synthetase multienzyme complex.
AUGCUAACUGUGUGUCUUGUGCUAUCACAUACUCAGCACAUGAAACUAUGCCUGAAGGAUAUUGUAAUCAAUGCCAACCCCGCUCUGCCUCCGCUCUCACUGCUAGUACUCCAUAGCCUGCUUUGUGAGAGGUACAAAAUACUGUCGGCUGUGCAUACACACUCAUCUGUGAAAAGUGUGCCGGAAAACCUCCUGAAAUGCUUUGGUGAGCAGACGAAGAAGCAAUCGCGACACGAAUAUCAGUUGGGCUUUACGCUCAUCUGGAAAGAUGUGCCCAAACCCCAGAUUAAGUUCAGCAUUCAAACCAUGUGUCCCAUCAAACGAGAAGGGAACAUUGCUCGAUUCUUGUUCUCCUUGCUGGGUCAGAAGCACAGUGCCGUCACAGCAACUCUAAUAGACAGUUGGGUAGACACUGCAAUCUUCCAGCUGAAAGAAGGGAGUAACAAAGAGAAGGCAGCCAUGCUGCGGUCCAUGAAUGCAGCCCUUGGCAAGUCAUCCUGGCUGGUGGGGAGUGAACUGACGGUUGCCAACAUCGUAGCCUGGUGUGCGCUGCAGCAGACAGGAAGUGCCAACACUGUCCCCGCCCACGUACAGAAGUGGCUCAAGUCUUGUGAGAAUCUGGCACCCUUUAACUCGGCUCUCAAGUUACUGAAGUAAAUGCAUGUUUUCUAAAAGGGAGAACCUCAGAUAUUUUCUACAUAUCACUUUGCAACUGGGAGCCUAGGAUAUAAUGUUGUGUGAAUGAAGUUUUA